Molecule: messenger RNA, 1484 nt
Organism: Drosophila teissieri
Lineage: Eukaryota; Metazoa; Arthropoda; Insecta; Diptera; Drosophilidae
Gene: SerRS-m
Product: serine--tRNA ligase, chloroplastic/mitochondrial
Exons: 1
Coding region: 172-1425 (417 amino acids)
Biological process (GO): mitochondrial seryl-tRNA aminoacylation
Cellular component (GO): mitochondrion
Molecular function (GO): tRNA binding; ATP binding; serine-tRNA ligase activity
Source: RefSeq, a predicted model, not a curated record
AAUCGAAUGUUAACAGAAUGUUAGCGGCUUUUACAAUUUGUUAUGUGCGGUUAUGCGGAAUAUAAUUAUCAAAUAGUGCGCAAAAACAUUAAAUGUUUUCACUAAAAAGUGAAUGAAAUAGCUCCUCAACCCGCGACCGCUGGCGUGCCACAAAGAAGCACGUUAAUUAAUAUGAAAUUGCCGACGAAUUCCCGACUUUGGCGGCCUCUGCUGCUACUGCGCCGCCAAAGGUCGCAUGACGCAAAGGCGGCGGAGGCUCCAACACCCAGACCGGUUCCAACCAGUGCCCAGCUGGACGAACUGGAGCGAAAUGUGGUUGUGCGCCACCACAAGAACAACAUGCCACUGAUUCGCUCUCUCAUCCAGGAGGUGGAGGCUGGGGACCAGCACAAACUAAGUCAGCUGCAGGCGGAACUAGAACAGCUGCCCAAUGCAACGCAUCCGCGCCUGCAAGACUACGGCGAGGAACCGCGGGAACUGACGCAGUAUGUCCACCGGCAACUGCCACCACAGUCCAGCCUCAAGGAGUUCUCGGAAUUGGCCCGUGCUCUUAACCUCUACCGCAUGGAUCACUUGGGGAACUAUACGGGACACAAAAGCUACUACCUGACUGGCCAACUGGCAACUUUGGAGCAGGCCAUCAUACAAUAUGCACUUCAGGCGGUCACCGACCACGGUUUCAAACUGAUCUCCGUACCCGACAUACUACCCAAGGAGGUGAUCGAAUCUUGUGGCAUGCGCACUGAGGGUGAACGCACACAAGUCUACAAACUGGACACCGGCGAAUGCCUUUCGGGCACUUCGGAAAUGGCCCUGGCCGGAUUUUUUUCGAAUAAACUACUGUCGGAGGAGCAGCUGCCCAUGAAAGUGACCGCCGUGAGUCGAUGCUAUCGGGCGGAAACAUCGGGACUGCAGGAGGAGAAAGGCAUUUAUCGUGUGCACCAGUUCAACAAGGUGGAAAUGUUUGCCAUCUGCACAGAGGAGCAGUCGGAGGCCGAGCUAGAGGAGUUUAAGAAUAUUGAGGUGGAUCUGUUCCGGCGGCUGGGCCUCAACUUUCGGCUGCUGGACAUGCCGCCUUGCGAGCUGGGCGCUCCGGCGUACCAGAAGUACGACAUCGAAGCCUGGAUGCCAGGUCGCCAGAUGUGGGGAGAGAUCUCAAGUUGCAGCAACUGCACGGAUUAUCAAGCCAGGCGGCUGGGCAUCAGAUACCGCCGUUCCGUUGACGGGCAGAUCCUCCAUGCCCACACCAUCAACGGAACUGCGACGGCUAUUCCGCGUCUGCUGAUUGCCCUGCUGGAAUCUUAUCAGCGGGAAGAUGGCAUCGAGAUACCUGCCGUUCUGCGGCCAUUCAUGGACGACCAGGAGCUGAUCACGCGAAACAAACGGAUACCGGAGACGAAGCUGGUCAAAUUCAUCAAGGCCUAGGCUAAUUACAUUCUGUACCUUUGACUGUUAUCAUUAAACCAUUGUGCUUAUCAACGAAA